GAGGCGGGGCGGGCGGGAUGAGGCCGCUUUCUCUGCGCCGAGCGGGCGGCCGGCCGGAGCGCGGAGGGAUACGGCGCGCGGCGGCGGGAGGCGGGGCCGCGCGGGCGGCGGGAGCCGGGAAGUGGCCGAGCGGAGUGGCGCAGCGCGGAGCGGAGCGGGCAGAGCGCCCCCGGGCAGCGCGGCCCCGGCGGGGGGCGGGCGGCACCGCGACCCUCCUCCUUCUCCGCCGCCGCCUCCUUCUCCUCCUCCUGCUGCCGUUGCUGCUGCCCGCGAGGCCUCGGGGCGCCGCCGCCAGAGCGAUCGUGGCGCCUCGAUUCGCCGCCCGGCCGCGGACGCGCCGUGAGGAAAGCACAGUUAUGUACGGCACCAACCUACACGACGAGGAAGAGGGGAUUUGUAACAGUUCAAGAGUCUGAAAGCAGAUGAAAACCGCCGUGGAUACACUGAGCUUCCCCGUUCGGCAGCGCCUCGUAACUUUCCUUGGUGCGCUUCAAAAUACAGCCACAGAAUCAAAAUGUUUUGAUGCUGAAAUAAAGGUUUUGUCUUUUAUUGAAUGUUUUAGAGCGCCUCCCAAAAUGGAAUCCAUUCCCUGGCUCAGGCCCGACCAGCAGCAGUACUACAGACAGCACUUAAUGAGAGCUCUCACAAACGCACACCCCGCUUCUCCUUACUGCUGAGAUCUGAUUUUUUCCUUGCUUAUCUGUGGCUUAACACGAAGCCCCGCUGGCCACAAGAGAAGAUGCGGGGUUGUUGCUGUUUGGUGAGACGUGCUCAAGCCGGUUGUAAGAAUUCCUGCAGCAGCAAUAAAUGCUCCAUUAAUUUGGGGGGAAUUCAGGGCAUUUUUAUUUUUUUGCCUGUUGCAAUUCAGCAGAGGAUGUUUUUGUUACAUGGAGAAAAAUACACCCAGCUCAGAUUUUUAUAGUCCGUAGUGCUGUGCUUUCAAAUAAUUCCCCCUCUUCCGUGUGAUUUGUCACCUUGCAUUAUCCUUAAGUACAAACGCAUCGCUGCUGUUUCAUCACUGAGAUUUAAUGUUUUUUAUGAGACGUUUUCACUCUGAAAAAAAACCAUAAAUCUCUAUUUAAGGGAAGAAAAAAGGAAUUAUUUUCUUUCUUUGGGUAUAAUAACCAUUUGAGUAAAAAAACGAAAAUCUCAGAUUACUUUAAUCUGGUAAUUUGGUUGUUCUAACGCCGGUAGCACUGCGUAUUCUUUUUGCAGAUACGAAGGGUCUCACAGCACUUUGUGACUUUCAGAUGGGAAUGCUCGUGUGCGUUCACUGAAAUCAUGUUGUUAAUAGAAAGAUUACUAGAAUUUGCUGCUAAUAAAGCUGAGACAUAGAACUGAGUCAAUUA
This is a messenger RNA of Gallus gallus (chicken), 1349 nucleotides long. RefSeq names its product translation initiation factor IF-2-like. The transcript has 3 exons. The coding region runs from base 18 to 416 and encodes 132 amino acids. The record is from RefSeq and is a predicted model, not a curated record. NCBI's taxonomy places the organism in Eukaryota, Metazoa, Chordata, Aves, Galliformes, Phasianidae.